AUGAAUCCCGACGACGACUGGAGUACCUCGGAGAGCUUGAAUCGGGCCUUAUUCGAGUGCGUGAAUGAUGUCGCGGCCGAGUGUCUGGCCGAAAUGGAGCGUGAACGUCAACAACAGGCAGAGCAGGUCUCGAGGCCAAUCGGACGUCGGAGAUAUGUCCUCCGCGAGCGGGAAGAAGCUCGCCAACUUCUGUUCGUAGACUAUUUUGCCGAUGAACCACGGUGGGGCCUAACGACGUUGGAGGCACGUGAUACAUACUUCUCGCAUCGGCUUGAUGGUAUCGACAGACCUGGACUCACGCAGUUGCAGAAGUGCACGGCUGCAAUCCGUCAGUUGGCCUACGACAUUAUGGCAGACAUAUUCGACGAGUAUCUUCACGUCGGGGAGACAACUGGCCGCGAGUGCGUAAAGACUUUUUGCAAGGUGAUUGUGGAGGCUUUCAGCAACACAUAUUUGCGAAGGCCGACCGCUGACGAUUGCCAGUACCUGAUGAACUUGCACGAGAGGGUGCACGGGUUUCCUGAAAUGCUGGGAAGCAUAGACUGUAUGCACUGA
Molecule: messenger RNA, 555 nt
Organism: Salvia splendens (bonfire salvia)
Lineage: Eukaryota; Viridiplantae; Streptophyta; Magnoliopsida; Lamiales; Lamiaceae
Exons: 2
Coding region: 1-555 (184 amino acids)
Source: RefSeq, a predicted model, not a curated record